Acanthopagrus latus (yellowfin seabream) is the source of this 1302-nucleotide messenger RNA. RefSeq names its product histone H1-like. The record is from RefSeq and is a predicted model, not a curated record. Gene Ontology annotation, molecular function: structural constituent of chromatin; DNA binding. Gene Ontology annotation, biological process: nucleosome assembly. Lineage: Eukaryota; Metazoa; Chordata; Actinopteri; Spariformes; Sparidae. The transcript has a single exon. Gene Ontology annotation, cellular component: nucleosome. The coding region runs from base 436 to 1017 and encodes 193 amino acids.
AACCAACAUGUGGAUCAGCUGGAGAUCUGCUUCUGACGGAGCUCUGCCGCCUUUAAACGCACUUUAACACAGAAAUGAGAGGGAAAAGUCUCCGAGCGGCGCUGGACACGACGGCGAAUGUGCGAGUUCUGGAGGCUCCACGAUCGGAACCAAGAGUCCAUCAGAACUCUGCACGGCGUCAACACGAAGAGACACAAGUCCGCCACCAGCUGACCCGGUGUCGGUCCGCAGCUCCGCUCCUACAGGCGCUUUAAAGGGUUUUAUCGAUGAGGAGAAAACACAAGUGAGCCGAAGUUCAGCCUGCUGACAGGAGCCGCGGCGGGGCUGAGUCUCCACGGUUCUCAUGGUGUGUUUAAGUACCGCCCGUGCUCUCAGUUCUCCGUCACGUCAGACUCUCUCCUGCUGGAUCCAACGGAAACUAAACGCUCGGUAAAGAUGGCAGAAGUCGCUCCGGCUCCGGCUCCGACCACCGCUCCGGCCAAAGCAGCCAAGAAGAAGCGAGCAGCCAAGCCGAAGACGGGCCCCGGCCUCCGGGAGCUCAUCGUGGCCGCUGUCACAGCGUCCAAGGACCGCGGCGGAGUGUCUCUGAGCGCCCUGAAGAAGAACCUGAGUGCUGGAGGAUACGACGUGGAGAAGAACAAGGCCCGCGUCAAGGCCGCCGUCCGGGCCCUGGUGGACAACGGGACCCUGGUCCACACGAAGGGAACCGGAGCGUCUGGCUCCUUCAAGCUGGGCGCAAAGAAAUCCGCUCCCAAAGCCAAGAAGCCCGCAAAGAAAUCCGCUCCCAAAGCGAAGAAACCCGCAACGAAAGCUGUCAAAGCCAAGAAACCCGCAGCGGCUCUGAAGGCCAAGACCACCGCAGCCAAGUCCACCCCGAAGAAGGCGAAGAAGCCUGCGGGCAAGAAAACCAAGAGCCCCGCCAAGAAAGUGUCCAAGAAGACCUCAGCGGCCAAGAAGUCUCCUGUCAAGAGGGUCUCCAAGCCCAAAACCACCAAGGCAGCACCGAAGAAGAAGUGAUCACCUGAUCACCUGAUCACCUGAUCACCUUCAGUCCUUCACGAACUGUCGCUGCCGCCUCACGACUUUCAGAGACUCAUUUUUAUAAAAAGCCUGUUUUAGUCUCAGCAGUCAGCUGCUGAUCUGAGGAAACUUCCUGUUUUCAGCUGUAUUGAGGUUUUUCUUGCAUGUGUCGAAUUGUUUCUGGCUCUGGUGUUUGAAUUAUGCUGUUUUAUCUGUAUAAAUCUUUAUAAACUUUUUUUUAAAAGAAACUGUAUAAAUAAAGAUUAUUUUUUAUUACGUAUA